AUCAUAAAUAUUGGAUAAUAAUAAUAAUAAUAAUAAUAAUAAUUUAAAUAUACAUUCAAUUGAUAGUACUAUUAGUAGUACUUAUAGUAGUAGUAAUAGUAGUAGUAAUGUUCAAACUGAUGAUCCGUUAAUAACCGUAAAUCCCAGAAAACCACCGGCGCUUGAGUUGACACGUUUGGUAACAAUUGAUCCGAUGGUAUGUAGGGGUGGGCACAACAUCACUAUAUUCAUAAUGAGUGGCAAUGGAAACGGUUAUUACCAGAGAAGACAACAGCUACGGAAGGGAUGGGUGGGUGCUGUCCGACAAAACAUGAUUGAUGUCUGGUUUGUUUUGGGACUCAGUAGUCAUAGUAAUGAUAAUAAUAAUAAUAAAGAGCUGCUGACCGGAGAAGCGGACAGUUAUCACGAUUUAAUACAAUUUGGUUUUCUGGAUGACUAUUUAAAUCUAACAUUGAAAACCAUUGCAACCCUUGGUUGGCACCGUAGGUAUUGUCCGGACAGUAGAUUACUGUUCAAAUUGGAUGACGACGUCUUUGUCAAUGCAGACAAACUGUUGGAUGUAUUGCCUGAACUGAUGGCCGGGUUAUCGGCGACGGGAGAGCCGGGUAUUGGCGGACAACUUAACUAUGUGUUGGACGUCGUACGCGACAAUACAAGCAAAUGGUAUGUCCCUCAAGAGUAUUACCAACCGGCCGAAUAUCCGUCAUAUCCGACUGGUUCGGCAUAUUUCAUGGACAACCUGAGCCGCGAUCGACUAUUGGACAGUGUGUUUGACCAGUCGUCGUCCGAUAGUAGAUAUAUACAACUACCCGAAGAUGCUUUUAUGUGCGGAAUUGUGGCCAAUAGGACAGGUGUUCGCCGAUUUGAUAGUCCGCUAAUAGUUGUCGGCGACUAUUGUAAAUGUUUAGCUAAAUUACAUACCGUUCCCAUACAUUUUGCAUGUAAUCCCUGGGAAACGUGGCUUAAGUUUAUUAAUUCUCCAAUAAUUUCUGCAAAUCUAUCGUAUGUUGAUUGCGACUAA
Messenger RNA from Oppia nitens, 1021 nucleotides. RefSeq names its product lactosylceramide 1,3-N-acetyl-beta-D-glucosaminyltransferase-like. NCBI's taxonomy places the organism in Eukaryota, Metazoa, Arthropoda, Arachnida, Sarcoptiformes, Oppiidae. Gene Ontology annotation, molecular function: hexosyltransferase activity. Gene Ontology annotation, cellular component: membrane. The record is from RefSeq and is a predicted model, not a curated record. The coding region runs from base 194 to 1021 and encodes 275 amino acids. The transcript has a single exon.